Messenger RNA from Penicillium lagena, 1083 nucleotides. Its product is annotated as NAD(P)-dependent alcohol dehydrogenase. The transcript has 4 exons. Gene Ontology annotation, biological process: alcohol metabolic process. The coding region runs from base 1 to 1083 and encodes 360 amino acids. Gene Ontology annotation, molecular function: zinc ion binding; alcohol dehydrogenase (NADP+) activity. NCBI's taxonomy places the organism in Eukaryota, Fungi, Ascomycota, Eurotiomycetes, Eurotiales, Aspergillaceae. The record is from RefSeq and is a predicted model, not a curated record.
AUGGCGGAGACAAACUACAAGUUCGAGGGAUGGAUGGGUCUUGAUCCCAGUUCCGCCGACGGCAACAUGGUCUGGCAGGAGUUCCAGCCCAAAGAGUGGGAGGAAACCGAUAUUGAUAUCAAGGUCUCACACUGCGGUAUCUGUGGCUCGGACCUGCACACCCUCCGCAGCGGCUGGAGACCCACCCUGUACCCCUGCUGCGUCGGCCACGAAAUCGUCGGCACAGUAGUGCGCGUCGGCUCGAAGGCAGUGGGUGAUAUCAAGAUCGGCGACCGGGUCGGCGUCGGCGCGCAGAGCGACUCGUGCGUCAACCGCCAAGGCGACUGCGAAGAGUGCGCCUCAGGACUGGAGCAGUACUGCUCUAAGAAGUUCGUCGGCACGUACAACAGCACACAUUACAACGGCGACAAGUCGUACGGUGGGUAUGCGCUGUACAACCGUGUCCCGUCGCAUUUCGCUAUCAAGAUCCCGGACGCGAUUUCCUCUGCGGAUGCGGCGCCGAUGCUGUGCGGUGGUGUGACACUUUACAGCCCGCUCAAGCAUAAUGGUUGCGGGCCCGGUAAGCGCGUGGGCAUUAUUGGUGUUGGUGGACUGGGACACUUUGGUGUUCUGUUCGCUAAGGCGAUGGGUGCCGACAAGGUGGUUGCUAUCUCGCGCAAGGAGAGCAAGCGCGAGGAUUCGUUGAAGAUGGGCGCUGAUCUGUACAUUGCUACCGAUGAUGAGCCGGACUGGGCGAGCAAACACUCGCGCUCGUUGGAUCUGAUCGUCUGCACCGUCUCGUCUACCAAGAUGCCCAUGACCGACUACCUGGGUCUGCUGCGCACCAACGGUAGCUUGGUGCAGGUCGGUCUGCCGGAGGACGGCACUCUGUAUGCCCCCGUGCGCAACCUGAUGCGCCGCCUCAAGGUCGAGAGCUCUCUGGUUGGUAGCCCGGACGAGAUCCGCGAGAUGUUCCAGCUGGUCGCUGAGACGGGCAUCCGGCCCUGGGUAGAGGAGAUCCCGAUGAAGGAUGCCAACAAGGGCGUUGUGGAUAUGUGGGCAGGCAACGCGCGCUACCGCUAUGUGUUGGUCAAUGAGGAGUAG